AUGGACAAAAAGUCGCUCCCUCUGGAACAUCCCCAGAGGGAAGUCAGUGCGCUGGCUUCAACCUAUCGUGACCGGGGUUGGACGAAAGAAGCAUUAGAGCUGGAGGCGGCGAUGGCGACAGCUAGGAGGCGGGUAAUGGAGGCAGACGAAAAUCCUGACUCCGCGACAAUAGCACUCGAAGAGCUAGCUAUAUGCAUGAAAGGCUGGUUAUAUGCCAAAUCCUGGAGUGCGGCCGUGGACUUGGGUAUCCUGGUGCUGGAGGCCUGUCAGAGCCUCAAGGGUGGACAGGACUCGAUGACCAUGACGGCGAUGAACAAUCUCGCGUCCGCAUACUGGGGUCGUGGGCAGCUGGACCAGGCAGCUGCUCUCGCCUCCCGGGUGACGGGCUUGCGACAGAAGAUUCUUGGCGAGGCGCAUCCCCAAACGUUGAUCUCGAUGACGAACCUAGCUUCAACAUAUCGGAGUCAGGGUCUGUGGUCCGAUGCCUUGAAACUUGAUGAACAGAUUUUCGACGUCAAGAAGAGAACAAUCGGUGCGAAAGAUCCGUCCACUUUAGCAUCAAUGUCUAAUCUGGCUAUCUCGUACGCCAAUCUUGGACGGUAUACAGAGGCCGAAUCAGUUUCACGCCAACUGGUCAGUAUCGGGGAGCAGGAAUUGCCUCCAACGGAUACUUCAUUUUUGAAUUGGAAGCUCAGUCUCGCAUCAAUAUACCGGGACAGGGGGAGACUGGACGAUGCGGAAAAGAUAGAACAGGAGGUUGUCAACAUGAGUCGAGAUCUCUUUGGGACAGCCAACCCCUUCACUUUGACUUCCAUGGCAAACCUUGCAUCCACAUACCGCGGGCAAAGUCGAUGGGCAGAUGCCGAACGCCUAGAAAGAAAUGUUGUAGCAAGCAGCGAGAGAGUGCUUGGCGAGACGCACCCCCAAACCCUCAUGUCCAUCAACAACCUAGCCUCGACAGUUCGCAACCAGGGUCAAUUCGAAGAAGCUAUGCGUUUGGGAGAGAAAGCAGCAACGGUGAUGAAAGAGGUCCUCGGCGAGCGCCAUCCACACACACUGGUAGCUAUGGCGGAUCUCGCUGUCACAUACCAAAUGAACCAGCAGUUGAAAGAAGCCGAGGUUUUGGCUACCCGGUCUCUGGCCUUAAUGGAAGAAACAUUAGGCAAGAACCACCCGCACACUCUCAGCGCAAUGGCCAAUCUGGGUUUUAUUUACCAGUCGCAGGGCAGGUGGGCUGCUGCGGGGGAAAUGGCGGAAAUUGUGUACACUCGCAAGGCAAGCGAAUUGGGGAAGGAGCACCCGGACACUCUUGCGGCACUUGAAGACUUGACGAGGGUGGCGCGGGUCGAGGCGGCGGAUCGUAAUGCGCAGCAUACGUCAAAUUAG
Penicillium bovifimosum is the source of this 1386-nucleotide messenger RNA. RefSeq lists its product as uncharacterized. Gene Ontology annotation, cellular component: kinesin complex. The record is from RefSeq and is a predicted model, not a curated record. Gene Ontology annotation, molecular function: protein binding. The transcript has a single exon. The coding region runs from base 1 to 1386 and encodes 461 amino acids. NCBI's taxonomy places the organism in Eukaryota, Fungi, Ascomycota, Eurotiomycetes, Eurotiales, Aspergillaceae.